Molecule: messenger RNA, 12469 nt
Organism: Cavia porcellus (domestic guinea pig)
Lineage: Eukaryota; Metazoa; Chordata; Mammalia; Rodentia; Caviidae
Gene: Xkr4
Product: XK related 4
Exons: 5
Coding region: 143-2092 (649 amino acids)
Biological process (GO): apoptotic process involved in development; engulfment of apoptotic cell; phosphatidylserine exposure on apoptotic cell surface
Cellular component (GO): plasma membrane
Source: RefSeq, a predicted model, not a curated record
GCGGGCGCAGGAGCGCGAGCGGGAGCAGGGCGUGCCGCGCGCCGGGAAGGGAAGCCGGGGCGAGGCGCGGAGGUGGCGGGAGGAGCGGACCGCGGGGAAAGCUGUCCGAGCAGGGCGCGCGCCCCUCCGCUCCGGAGGCAUCAUGGCCGCUAAGUCAGACGGGAGGCUGAAGAUGAAGAAGGGCAGCGACGUGGCGUUCACCCCGCUGCAGAACUCGGACCACUCGGGCUCGGUGCAGGGGCUGGCGCCGGGCUUGCCGUCGGGGUCCGGAGCCGAGGACGAGGAGGCGGCCGGGGCCGGCUGCUGCCCGGACGGCAGCGGCUGCUCGCGCUGCUGCUGCUGCUGCGCGGGGAGCGGCGGCUCGGGGGCCUCCGGGGGCCCAGGCGGCGGCGCGGGGGGCCCGGGCGGCGGCGGGGCGGGCUCGGCUGCGCUCUGCCUGCGCCUGGGCAGGGAGCAGCGGCGCUACUCGUUCUGGGACUGCCUCUGGAUCCUGGCCGCCGUGGCCGUGUACUUCGCGGACGUGGGCACCGACAUCUGGCUUGCCGUGGACUACUACCUGCGCGGCCAGCGCUGGUGGUUCGGGCUCACGCUGUUCUUCGUGGUGCUCGGCUCUCUCUCGGUGCAAGUGUUCAGUUUCCGCUGGUUCGUGCACGAUUUCAGCACCGAGGACAGCGCCAUGACCGUGGCCACCGCCUCCGGUUACCCGCAGCCUGGAGCUGAUUGCAAGACUGUGGUCAGCGGUGGGUCUGCAGCCGGGGAAGGCGAGGCUCGCCCUGCCACGCCGCAAAGGCAAGCAUCCAACGCCAGUAAGAGCAACAUCGCGGCCACCAGCAACAGCAGCGAGGCCACCCGGGCCGGCAGCAAACACAGGUCUGCGUCCUGCUCCUUCUGCAUCUGGCUCCUGCAGUCACUCAUCCACAUCUUGCAGCUCGGGCAGAUCUGGAGAUAUUUCCACACAAUAUACUUAGGCAUUCGGAGCCGGCAGAGUGGGGAGAAUGACAGAUGGCGGUUUUACUGGAAAAUGGUGUAUGAGUAUGCAGAUGUGAGUAUGCUGCAUUUGCUAGCCACCUUUCUGGAAAGUGCUCCUCAGCUGGUCCUGCAGCUCUGCAUUAUCGUACAGACUCAUAGCUUACAGGCCCUCCAAGGUUUCACAGCGGCAGCCUCCCUAGUCUCCUUGGCUUGGGCCCUGGCCUCUUACCAGAAGGCCCUGCGAGACUCUAGAGAUGACAAGAAGCCCAUCAGCUACAUGGCUGUCAUCAUCCAGUUCUGCUGGCACUUCUUUACCAUCGCCGCCAGAGUCAUCACCUUCGCUCUCUUCGCCUCGGUUUUCCAGCUGUACUUCGGGAUCUUCAUUGUUCUCCACUGGUGCAUCAUGACCUUCUGGAUCGUCCACUGUGAGACAGAAUUCUGUAUCACCAAAUGGGAAGAGAUCGUGUUCGACAUGGUGGUGGGGAUCAUCUACAUCUUCAGUUGGUUCAAUGUCAAGGAAGGCAGGACACGCUGCAGGCUGUUCAUUUACUAUUUUGUGAUCCUUCUGGAAAACACUGCUUUGAGUGCACUCUGGUACCUCUACAAGGCUCCCCAGAUAGCAGACGCCUUUGCCAUUCCGGCACUCUGUGUGGUGUUCAGCAGCUUUCUCACCGGCGUGGUUUUUAUGCUGAUGUAUUAUGCCUUUUUCCAUCCCAAUGGGCCCAGGUUUGGGCAGUCACCGAGUUGUGCUUGUGAGGACCCCGUCACUGCCUUCUCUCUGCCUCCAGAAGUGGCCACAAGCACCCUCCGGUCCAUCUCUAACAACCGAAAUGUCUCGGGUGAGCGUGAUCAGAAGUUUGCAGAGCGCGAUGGGUGUGUGCCUGUCUUUCAGGUGAGGCCCACUGCCCCGUCCACCCCAUCAUCUCGCCCACCACGGAUUGAAGAAUCGGUCAUUAAAAUUGACCUGUUCAGGAAUAGGUACCCAGCUUGGGAGAGACACGUGUUGGACCGAAGCCUACGAAAGGCCAUUUUAGCCUUUGAAUGUUCCCCCUCUCCUCCAAGGCUGCAGUACAAAGACGAUGCCCUUAUUCAGGAGCGGCUGGAAUAUGAAACCACUUUAUAAAACAGAAGGACUUGUGGGAGCCACAGUGUCCAGAAGAGGGGUGACAGCAGGGCCGUGGCAAUAACAACACUUCAUCCUAAGUAGGGCGACGGGCUGUAAUGUUCUUAGUGUGACCAUCAUCAUAAUCGUGGAUUAAUCUUCAUCAGCUGACUGCUUGUUGCUGGGCUCCUUUCAAACCAGCAGCACUGAGAGCCUCUUACUCCACCUGAAGGAGCCAACACCAAUUUCCUAUGACUGUUGCUCCCAAACUCCUCCUGCAGUCUGGGAGCGCAUCCAGCACCACCAGAGGGUACUAUUAUCACAGAAAACAUCUCCAGUCAAUAGGGUGUUCUGAUGGAGUUUACUGAGUUUCACAUAAAGCUAUAUUCAUACAUUCACUGACAUACACACACACUCACACACACACAUGCACACACUCACACUUGUCUCUGUUAAAAUAGCUUAGGUGAUUUUUCUUGACUGAAAGCUCUGAUUCCCACAGGAAUGUAAGAACAAAGAGAUAGAAAAUGUAUCCCUCAAGGCUCCAGGAGAAAAAAAAUAAUACUCCUUAGAAAAGAAUUCAUAAACCAUUUCCUCAUUUGAAAACCGUUACUAUGUGUGAAGAAGUGGACAGUAAACUCAAGUUCGUUUACACAUGUGUUAGCAGUGAUGGAAUGAUUUGUUUUCUACACAUUUCCGGAUUUGUUUUUUUAUUUUCAGCUUUCAGUUGAAAACAUCUUUUGUGACAGAAAUCCUAUGCAGCACAUGUAUGGCUUUCAACAAGACCAAGGAGCUCGAUAACUUUGUGAUAUAAAUGAAACAAUAGUCAUGAUUCAGUAUUCAAUUGCAAAAAGUUAAUAGCUAUACAAAGAGAAGGUUGGGGGAGACAAAAUGACAAUCCAGUUCCCAGAUAUGAGCAGCUCACAUUGGAAUGUAAGGGAGAGAGAUAGGCUGGCUGCAACUGCAGAGUGAGGGGCUCACUCUGUGUAUAUGUGAGCAAAUUGAUUCCGGAAGACGCCAAACCACACCUUUACCGUGCCAAACUCCAUCCAACCAGAGGACUGACGUGGAAGCUCCAACCACUGAGAGUAUGUGGCAUGAGCCCCCCAAAAGCAGACAAGAGGAUAAACAAUCACGCUCUCCACUGUGUACAGACUUACCCAUCCCCAAUCCAAGGUCAGAGUGACUUGUCUUUUAGGCGUUGGGAUACUUUAGUAAGUAUGAGCAUACAAAUGCAGUGAAUAUGCUCUGAGGAAACCCUCUGAACUGCUUGAGGGCUUAUCACUACAUCCAGCUAAGAUUUAUAUUUGAAUCAUCUGUAAAGUCGUACUCUUACAAGCUUCUGGUUUUAAAUACCUCCGUCCAGCAAGUAAACAUUCCCUGCUUUCUGUUCUCAGUGUCCUUGGUCAUGGUGCUUUUUGUUGCAUUAAAAGUGCCGGUCAAACUUUGAUAGUAUUUUUUUAUAGUUGGUGCAGAGUGGAAUAACUCAUGGAUUAUUUCAAUAUUUUUGUAAUAAAAUAUAUAGGGUAUGCAUAUAGGCAUUAUCACUUUUUUUAUAGACCUGGAAUUAUUUAAAAUACUUCAAGCAUUGUAAUUACUUGGGAUGUCAGAAACUGGUCCACAAAUCCAUCAGCCUUCAUUGGCAGAUUGAAAACACUUGUCUCAUGCAAGAACACUCUACUUUGCAAGUUGGUGUCCCCAGGAACCUGGCCAGGGGUGCUAUCAGAAUAUCAAUGAAGAGAGAAGUAGCCUAAAUAGAAAGGGCUUGUCAAGACUGGCCAAUGUUUCCCACAAAAUCAAAGAUGUAAAUGAUUACUUUCAUCGGUCCAUUGUAACAAACCUGACCACAGUGGAAGAUGUCUUAAAUAUCCUUCCUAGGUUUUAUACUAACCCCACUGAUAUACUAAAGAUUAAUGAAGUCACUUGGAAGGAGGGAGGGAGUCAGUUUAACCUAAUCAUUCACUUAUCUGGAUUGUCCAAGUCACUACAAAUAGUUAAGUUCUACAGCUGUCACCUGUAACGUGUGUGUCACCCAGAGACUGCCACCCCUAUGAUGACAUCCACAGAAAAUGACAGAGGGCUUAACCUAGGACUUGUUUUGGUACAAAGCCUCAAAGCAGUUUUUAAAAGAUAAACAAUUUUUAUCAGUAGACAUAUUUCCUAGUACUCCGUAAUUUGAUCCUCCAAGCAAGAUUUUCACUAAGAAAGAUUAAUCAUCGGAUGGAAUGUGGAAAGAUGAUCUGUGUCACUAGUAAAGCUCCAGGAGGACAUGAUUCUUGUCAGCACUUUGUGCAACAGUUCACCCCCACUGUGAAGGAAAAAGUGAUCAUUUUUGACAAAGUCUUCACUUCUGUGCAGAACCAUGAGUUAUUAGCUUCAUUAGUUCCAAGAUAACUUUUAAUCGAUCUUUGGAAAUUGAAUUUCUCAGUUGAACUAAACCUUUGAAACCAUGAAUAAAUAACUGAUUACAGUGUAACAAGGUCAAGCAACACAAAGGCUGCAGGCCCCUUCACUCUUCCACCAUAUAGGUAGACUGCAAAAUAAAUUUCACCAAUCCCUUUGACAUACUGAUGAGAGACUGAGACAAUGAAAGAAAAAGGAAGGAAGGAAGGAAGGAAAAAGGAAGGCCACAGACCUAACAAGUCUCUGCAGUGACAUUAUUUUUAAGUUAUAAGAAACAUCUUGGAGCUUGUCAAGUUGUACUGGAGGUGAUACGCAGUUAAUUAAUUCAACAGACACUUUUAAUCUUGCAAAUUCUUGACUUGUAAUAUUGUAAUCAAGCUACUGCGAGGGAACGUUAAUCAGGUAGUGGAAAGGAGCAGUUGGUUCAGCCUCCUGCCAUGAUGGGCCCAGGCCUGAAAGAAAAGACCUCUGUGAAGGGAGAGCUAAGGAAACAUGUGCUACCUGGCUCCUCAACGCUGACGCUAUGAAUAUGCAUUCAUUUCCUUGUUUCUGCCAGCAAGCACUGCUUUGGGGGAAAAAAAUCAAUGAUCCCUGGGGGCUUAUUUAGCUUAGAGUGAGUGUGAGUUGUAGAGACUUGUUUCUCAUGGAUUCAAAUCCACAUGCUGAAAAUGAAAAAAAAGCCACUGUCAUCUGUUUCAUAAUUGAUCUUUCUAAAUCCAGUUGCUACUUUGACUCCAUUUCACGAGACCACUGUUCCCAGCAUUGUAAUAGCCAAUUUGUGAAGCCUGAAUUAUAAUUCUGUUUCAGAGGUCAAAUCUGAACUGCUCCAGCAACUGAAUAAUUAGAUGCCUACCUUCCUAGGGGGUGAUGUUUCCAGUUCCAAACUCACAUCCACUUCUAUCUGGAAUCUACUGUCCUGUUGCUUCUCAGAUCUGACAAAACCUUGGUUAUGAGUUUAAAGAUAACCAAUCUAAUAUGCAAAUACCUACAUUUUCACUUAGAAGUAAACAGAUGGUCUUGUAAUUAAAAAUCAUGGUUCUUCUCCACUUCUCUUUUCAAAAGAAAGGUAAAAGUAAAAUUGCCACAAGUUAUCGGAUUGUAGAUUCAGAGUGUGCAAAAAAAAGUCAGCCAUCCAUGUGUUCUUGUAAAGUUUUUUGUCUUAUCUGAGAUGUCAGUUUUAGGAGUUUGCCCUAGAUGAAUGAAAGAAAGUCAUCAGAUGUAUUUAACAAGCAGACUAGAAGAAAAUAAAAGAGGAAGAAGGGGGAUCAUUUUUCUCACACUCAAAGAUGUUUCUGUAUCCCAAGCAAUUAUUUUAAUGUUCCAAAGCUAUUAAAUAAUAUUCCCAAUAUCAGAGCUAGUAUCAUGGCAAAGUCAUUUUACUCAACCGACUGUCAGCAUAAGCACUAAUGCUGAGUGAGGAAAAAGUGGCCUACCGCCAUGUGACCUGUUUUCAAUUGUUGGACAAUGAAAAUCAGCAGGUUGAAGGAAAUGUUUAUUUCCUGAACCCCAGAGCUAAGGUAGUUUGCAAAGAUACUCUAUAAUGUACAGUGAGUUGGUUGACUAGGGGUAGAGGGAACAUAGGAGCAAUUAACAGAUUCCUUCAAUAAGACUCCUGGUAAGCGUGACCAUGGCAGUGCUGGGUAACAGUUCCCAUUAAUGCAGAGGCCCCAGUGAAGUGAUCGAAGAGGGAAAUCCUGUAGUUUCUUUUCAGGAAUUGUUGCCUUUUUACACAGCAGAAAUUAGCACUGGUCACUGCCAUUCCAUAAUUGUAGCAAAAGAUAUACCCCUGAUAAAAGGUCGAGGGCAGCAGACACAGUGGCAAGAUGGAGGGAUGUUAGUGGCUUUGCAUCUAAGAUUAUUUCCCUCCUUAAAGAAACCUUCCCUUCUGAUGGCUCCUCACCAUCACUGAUCCUUUACAACAUUGAUCCUUUGCACACCAAGAACUUCUGGUGAACAGUAAGAGGUCUGUUACGUAUCGUUAAGUCACGGGAACCAUUUAAUUAGCCUCUCUAACAGCAAUGAGAUUCAGGGUUACCUCGGCCUUAUUCAUUGUCCCACUGUAAAUACAUCAUGUUAUCACUGGAGCCUCUGGGUCCAAACUCACUCAACCAGUUUUACCAGUAUUGGACUCUUAAACACAGUCUGGAUCUUGAGUCUACCAAUCACCUGGUCUGUGUAUCCAUUUUCAAACUGAAAAAAAUAAUUCUUGUGGGAGUAAUUUUCAAAAUAAUAGGGGUAGGGGGACAGUUAAAACAAUUUUUCAAUAUAGACAAAACCUCGGGACCAGCUCUGAUUUUUCCUCACGACUAAGUUUCUUUUUAUUGGAGGGUCUUCAAAAUUUGUAUUUUCCAGAUGAUUACUGAAUCAUCUUUGCUAAACCAAACUAGACAUUAUGAAAUUAUUAAAAAUAAAGACUGUCCACAUGAAUGUAAAUAUCUCAAUGAAAAGCAAAGAAGUAGGUCACUCAAGUGAUAAAUUUCAUCCUCAUGAUAUCAAAUAUUUGGAUGCUCUGUGGAAAACUCCAGAUGUUUGAAGCAUACGAUUUUCUGUCUGGUUGUCUGAUGUUGUUUAGAUGUGCAAACUGCUCAGGUGUUGUAGGCAACAGAAAUGAACUUCCUUGUGCAGUAAUCAAUUACUGGUGAUUUUUUGCUGCUAAAAAUCUCUUUGUUGUGCAAAGAGAAAUAAAUAAUGCAGAGCAAAUGCUAUCUGAUUUUCAUUUACUUUCAGCAAAUGCAUGAAUGGGAAAAGUUUGGGGGGCUCCGUCCCGGAUCUAGAAAGGCAUUGCUGUCCCUCCAUCAGAGAAGGAAUUCCAGAAGCUCUUUCCAGGCAAGGGGCCUUCUUGUUCAGCCUUUACUCUAUAAUUGUAUCAUUGAUCUUCUGCUGCUCAUAAAUCUGAAUCAUUCACAAAGUUUACUUGACAAAAUAUUUCAAGGCAAAUAACAAAUUUCUUAAUUUUACAUUCAAAUUUAGAGGCUUCAGUCUUAAACAUUCUAUUUUGUAAGUUAAAAAUAAUUUAAACUGCCAGUUUAAAUUUAGUCACUGAUUUCAAAGUGAAUUUUAUGAUGUCAUAAAAGCUAUUUUUCCAAAAUCAAACAAAAUAUGUAAUUUUGGGGGUUUGAUUUGUUGAUGUCACUGCAAUUGCCACGUACUAUCUGGGUUGUAAUAACCUUGGGAUAAUUAUGUUUUCCUUGUAGUCACUAUGAUAAUUUCUAGAAAAACAUAAAAAGUUGGCAUCACAGGGAAAAUCACUGCCCAUCAAGAAAAUCUGAGAUGCUCAUGCCACCUCCUAUACUAGUUAUUAUUCAUUAACGUUUCUACCGUGUAAUGUUAGGAGGUUGCUCCUUUUUCUUCUGAUUUGCUUCUGUGUUGGUUAGAUGUUUGUUUCCUCAAAUCAUGUGCCUACUUCAUUUUCUAACCUGAGGCUUGGCAGAACCACAGACCAGCUCCUCAGACCAAGUUUGUUAAGAGAACUCAUGCAUCAGAACUUGCUAUGAGGCAUAUACACAGUUACACAGAGCACUGAAAGAUACUGAUCUGUGCAAAGAUCUUGAGAAGAUUUCUGAAGAUAACCCAAAAGUUUUGCAGCUUCUUGGGUGCUGCUUUGACUUGUCCAACUGUAUGUCCAGUGCCAAGUCAGAAGGAGCAGGAAAUGAAGCUCUUGUUCGGGCCCCUCCUUUCCUCAGCUGCAGAAGUUUUCCUGAUGUCAAAUGAGAACUCUCCCUGGGCAGCAGAGACCCCAGCCAGGGGGUGUCACCCCCCUGGGCUGGCUCUUCUGCAGCCCACCUUUGGAAACAGGCUGUGGCCAAUAGUCAGGCAUCUGUGAAAUCCUCCAGAGCCAGCACUUCUGUGUACCAACUUAACUCAGUGAUGCUUUUCUUUUUUCCUUGUGAGUUUUACUUCACUCUAUCCUUCAAUAAUCCUUUCACCUUCAUAUUCUGGGCAGGAUAUUUAAUUUCACAGCAAAGAGAUGACAAUCAAUCAUUCACAAAGAGUUGGUAUUUUUAAAUUAUCUUUAUGUGACCAUUGAUAUGAAAACUUUAAUAGAAAAUUAAAACCCCCUAUCUUGAGUAUGACUCCUUUAAAUGUAUUUAAACCUAUCCUAUUAAAGAUAUCAUUUUAUACUGUAAAAUAUAUUCUUUUGGGAUGCAGGGGCAUAAGGAGCUGUGGCCCAGUGAUGGGAACAGAAGAACUAGGAAUCCACACACACCUGCGUCCUAAUCCCUGGUCUUCGGCCUCAGAAACUCACAUCAGCCUCAUUUUUCCCAUGUGGGAAAGAGAGAAAAUAUUUAUUUACCUACCUCACAGGGGUGUUGUGAAGAUUAGUGAGAGUUGGUGAAAUGCCACGAGGUUAGAAAGCAAUGUUAUUCUUCCUAACUAGCAGGGACACAAGGCAGAACUUCGAGCAGCACAGAAGGUAGGGUAGGAAGGGAGGUGUUAGAGUUGUCUGAGAAACACAACAGCAAUAACUAACCAAGCAAGGAACACAAUUAUUCUGCACCACUUAACACAGGCAAAACAUUUCCUUCAAAAGUCUGUACAGAAUUUUUUAAAAAUUGCCAACUUUGUACUAAGAAAAUUAACUCCUUUGAUAGAGACAUUGGAAUUCUUAUAGACCGUUUUCCUUUUACCUAACAGGAUUUUACUAAAUGUUUAUUUAAAUGCAUCCAGAAAACCUGAUUUCUGCUGAUGUCUAAGCAGUCUGCAUGCGUGGUCCCAUGCAUUUUCCCGAGAUUCUGCAUGAUACCCCAGCUCAGAACUAAUAAUGGCAAGUGUGCUCUGAAAUCCAUUCUGGAUAAGAGUGAGUCUUUAACAGAUUUUAUUAAAUUAGAAUUUGAGUCAUCUACAUUGAGUUUUCUUUAUACUUCUGAUAUGAUGAUCUCUCCCUUUAAAACCCAGUAGGAGGAUGUAAAACCUUGUUUCUGUCCAUAAACCCUGAGUUGUUUCAUUCUCACAUUAUAAAUGUAUUUUAAAUAUUUCAGAGAAGUGUUUACACAAGUGCUUCAGCAAUAUAUGGACAUCCACGUGCUUACAUGUGAAUUCUACUGGAGAACAGAGGAAACUGUUGAAAACACCUCAGAGAAUAUCCUGUACAAUUUCCCCAAAGUAACAUAUUUUCUUUUAUUUCAAUGAUUAAACCUGAUCAGAAUGAAUGCUAAUGGCCAUGAUUAUAAAUAUUUGUAAGUUUGGAGUCACAGAGGCAUUAUUGUGAUGUAUGAACGUAAUUAUGAAACUAUACUAACUGCAGAUAAUGCUUUUGUGAUGUGGCUUCCCGAAGUAAAGUUGUUGUAUAUAAGUAUUAUAAUUGUACCUUUGUUUAAUAAUUAUGUCCCUUGGCAAAAAAAAAUUACACUAUUAAUAUGAAAUAGGGCUCUGAAAAUUUACCUUGAGGAAUGGGUUUAAAAUUAUGCCAUACUUGGGGCUAAUGUAACAUCUACAUUCAAUAUAAUCUUUUCCAGUUUCAAAAUUUUAUUCUAAAAUCAAAACCUUAAAAUUUCAAAUUGGCUGACCAUUUCAAAUGCAUAAUGUUAAGAUUUCCAAAGCGUGAUUUUAACCUGGGAAAUUAUCCAAUCCAUUAAAAAAAUCUGUACUGCCACAACAUUAAAAUAAGUAUUAUUUUUGCUAAACUAAAAUUACUAUAUGAAAACAGUAAAUCAAUCAAAAUUAAUUUGAUAUUCCUGGCUACUCCAUUCCUCAAUUUCUACCUUUGCAUCAAUAUUUUUCAAACCAAAAAAUGCAGCAGAGUAUUCUUUUCCCUGUGAAAAGAAAAUCAAUCUGUUUUUAUUUGUUUUUUAUACAAAAAAUAAAGUUAACUCUUUGAACUUGAUUCUGGGGCUUGGAAUAGAAGGUGGCAGCUUUUCAGGUGGGUUCGUCAGGAUGAGAGGAGACAAAGUGAGGAAAGCGUCAUUAAGAGAUUUUACCACAAAAGUAGAAGUGAAACAUGUCAGAGCCAGGCACCUCUUUCAAAUGACAGAGGCUAAAUUCCUCAUAGAACAGCUGAAAAUCAAGUGGAGACGAUGUAUUACUGAGAUAUAGGUUAUACGUCUAAUUACUGAGACGAAGGACAACUCCGCCUCUUAGGUUUCCUCAUCCAUGGAAUGCUCCAGCCCCCUCCCCGGGAAUAAGAUUCUUGCAGAAUAACUGGGCUUUAGCAGGGAAAUACGUAACGAUGCUGUUGUGGACAAGAUGUUUGUAAACAUCACAUAUAUGAUAAUUUGUAAAGCUAGUUGUCAACAUUAUUCUCUACUUUUGGUUAACAUUCUCUUGCUAGACAAAUGAUUUCAAACCCAGAGAGGGAGACAGAGAGAGAGAGACAGAGACAGAGAGUGACAGAAACAGAGAAAUUCUUUGAUCAAAGGAGUGUUUCCUAAUUUAUACAACCAUACUACUGGAAUAUUAUUAUUACAAAAAUUCCUUUCAUAGCUCAGUGGUAGUUCCCAGCCAAAGCCUUUCUUUGAUUAAAGGGACAGGACAAAGGAAGACUCUAGUUAUACUUAGGAAUCUAUGCCUACUAACUAAUUUCUGCUUUUAUUCUGUAGUCAGACAGCUCCGUGGCCCCAAGAAAGAUAUAGUGAUGGAUAUUCAAACAUGUUAUUCCAUCUCAGAAGGAAGAGAAUGACCCAUAAGCCAGAGGCUUUCUCCGUCUCUGAAACCACAUUGAACGUAGGGCCAAGACAAAAAUUGUUUUAAAUUGAGAGCAAAACCAUCGUCCCUACUGAUUCCUUCUUAAUUUUUACUAAUUUCUUUAAUAUUGGAGUUUCUAGUAAUGACAAUGCCAUUUCAUAUGAUGGCUUUAAUGCAGAAAUGGUUCAUCUGAACACAUGUCCUAUCCAGUAGAUUGGAGACAAACACUCUUAGCACUAAUAUAAUGGUUUGACUGAUAACAUCUCACAGAAAGAGAAGUGUUUUUGCUCAGCAUUAAACCAUUGAAUAAUACAAACCUGCUUCCAAAAGGCAAGGAUUUUUGCUACUGACAUUUGUCUUCAUUUUUCAGUUAUUUUAAAUAAAGUAAGUUUUACAUCUAACUACCUCAGCUACUGUUGUUUUAUUUAGAACCAUAAAAUCAUGCACUUUGUAAACAAAGAGUCUUUUCAUUUAAAAUUUUAAAAGGAUACUUGGUGCAACGUAGUUCUGAAAAAUGUGUGUAUGAGAUAAGCAACCCAACCUCAGGAGGGUAUACUUCCGUUUGUUUUGGUUUGGGGUAAAAUCUCCACCAAGAGAGGCUGCUCUAAAUUUGCUUAAUUUGCCUUAAACAUUUUGUGCUCCUUUCUCUGUUUAAUUUUUGUUGUUUUAAUUCUUAUCUGAAAAAAAUGUAACAGGUGGCAGAUGGGCAGCAAACUGAAGAGGACCAUUAAUUUCUCGCCUUCCUAUUGUCAACUGUCUGCAUGACGUUCUGAUUGUGCAAAAUGGCCCUUCCUGCACUUCUCUCUCCAUUGCAGAAAUAAGGUGUGUGUGUUGAGGAUGGUGAAGACAUUUCUCUUCUAGCAGGUGUCACACCUGGACCCAAGUGAAAACCUUGGCGAUUCUUGUGCUUUUCCUAUGUAAACAUUGUACAAAUGUAUUUGGAGUUUUAUUUGCAAUGAAUAAUUAAACAAGUUAUUAAAUUUUUUGCUUCUUGUAAAUAUAUAUAUUCGGAUUUCCUGUAUCCAAACAUCCCUUUAGCGUUGGGAUCGUAAGCGUGUCUUCAUCGGCUGGUGGCUGCUGUCUCCAGGCAGUGACCCCGAGUGCUCUUGUUCAAAGCACAGUGUGUGGAGUAGUGAUGUCCUGCAGUACCAUAGUUCCUUUGGUCUGUUAAGUAAGUUGCAAUUUGUGAUGAAAUGAAGUGGAAAGUAGUUCUUCAUAAUAAAUCAGUUUCCUUGGUUACCUGAUUUUUCUUGUAAAACUUUAAAAAAAAACUUGAAAUUUUAUAUAUUUGGAUUUUGUAGAUUUUUUUUAUUUUAUUGCAACACAAGGUACCAAAAUCAUUAAAUAAAGUACACUGUGGUCAUUUUAACACAA